AUGCCUACGAAGCUCCGACGUGGUAUUCGGAUGUCUAUUCCGCUGUAUGCAACGUUGAUUGCUGGUUUUGGUGUUACUUCUUCAUGGGCUGUAUGUAUUAACACGCUGUGCAUGUGUGGAAAACCGAGAUUGGAAAUCAAGAUGGCUGUUUGGCUAGAAUGGGAUGGGAUCUUCAAUGAGAUAGACGCUGAACGAGCUAUCCUGUAA
Messenger RNA from Sclerotinia sclerotiorum 1980 UF-70, 207 nucleotides. RefSeq lists its product with no specific name. The transcript is spliced from 3 exons. The coding region runs from base 1 to 207 and encodes 68 amino acids. NCBI's taxonomy places the organism in Eukaryota, Fungi, Ascomycota, Leotiomycetes, Helotiales, Sclerotiniaceae. The record is from RefSeq and is a predicted model, not a curated record.